This is a messenger RNA of Tigriopus californicus, 2420 nucleotides long. Its product is annotated as beta-galactosidase-1-like protein 2. Gene Ontology annotation, molecular function: beta-galactosidase activity. Lineage: Eukaryota; Metazoa; Arthropoda; Copepoda; Harpacticoida; Harpacticidae. The record is from RefSeq and is a predicted model, not a curated record. Gene Ontology annotation, biological process: carbohydrate metabolic process. The transcript is spliced from 12 exons. Bases 162 to 2240 code for a protein of 692 amino acids. Gene Ontology annotation, cellular component: vacuole.
CUUCGUGUGAUCAUACGUAUCAUUUGUUUAAUCAAUUAUAUUUCACAGCCGAGCAGAUAAGAAAGUUAAAGUUUGCUUUAUUAAAUUAGAGAGUGUUUCCAGGAGCGGGGUUCUCUAAUGCAUGCAAUCUGGCUCAGUCGUGGCUUCGAUUCCCACGCAUCAUGUGUCGGUUUAAAUUGUGCUUUCUCUUGAUGACCUUGAGCCAUUUGGCGUGGGAAGGUAUGGCUCAACAACCCACUGUCUACGAGUAUUUCUCGAGUGGAGGGAUCACUGAAGGUCUGAAGGCGGAUCAGCGUGAUCAUUUCACUCUCAAUGGAAAGCCUCUCACCAUCUACAGCGGGUCGUUUCAUUACUUCCGAAUUCAUCCAGACCAAUGGCGAGAUCGACUUCGUAAAUACAGAGCUGCCGGAUUGAAUGCCGUGGACAUCUAUGUUCCAUGGAACUUACACGAGCCCAAACGAGGUGAGUUUGAUUUUGGCCAAGGGAACAAUGACUUUUCCAUGUUUUUGGACCUACCUCGAGUGCUGGAAAUAGUCCAGGAAGAGGAUCUACUUGUGGUAUUCAGACCUGGGCCUUACAUUUGUGGCGAAUGGGAGUUCGGAGGUCUUCCAAGUUGGUUACUUUCUGAGACACCAAUGUUCAUUCGAACAUCUCAUAAACCUUAUCAAGAUCGAGCAGCUAUUUACUUGCACGAAAUUAUUUCAAGAGUCAAGGACAUGCAAUUCUAUUCUGCAUCUGGAAAAACAGGGGGUCCAAUCAUCGCUGUUCAAAUUGAAAAUGAAUAUGGAAACUUUGGUUAUGGAGACUUUCCUCGAGACAUUGAGCAUUUGCGAUUUCUCAAGAAGACCCUUGAGACCGAAGGAGUGGAAUCCCUUUUGUUCACCUCAGACUCUCCAAACCUUACCAAAGAUUACGGAAAUGUGGAUAAUGUGCUCAUGACUGCCAAUUUCAAGUUUGAUUCGCUCGAAAAUUUGGACAACCUACUAUCGUUUCAACCUAAUCGACCUGUGUUUGUCACAGAGUUUUGGCCCGGUUGGUUCGACCACUGGUUUGAGCAAGUUCACAACACGCUAAACUUGGAAGAUUUUACCGAAAUUCUCCAAAACAUCUUCCUUUACAAGGGAAGCGUCAACUUCUACAUGUUCCACGGGGGCACCAACUGGGGAUUCAUGAAUGGAGCCAAUGUCCUUGCAGGAACGGGCCUCCCAAUAUUCCCGUCGUAUGCACCAGAUACGGCCAGUUACGAUUAUGAUGCUCCCCUCACAGAGGCCGGCCAUUACACGCCGAAAUAUGACAGAGCUGCAGAAAUGAUCGCUACCAAUGAUCCCUUGGCAAAUGUGUUGGCCAAACCAGCCAGACCCGCCAUUGUGCCACCUGUGGCUUAUCCUGACAUUACCAUCACAGAAUAUUUGGAUUAUGCCGGCAUCUUGAGCAACUUGCCCUCGACAGCCAAGCAAUCUAGUAAAGUACUGCUACCCAUGGAGCAAUUGGACCUCAACGAUGGAAACGGCCAAAGUUAUGGUUACAUUAUCUACCGGAAGCAGCUCGCAUUGAAGACGGGCGAUAAGAUCAAGAUAAGAGGUCACGUUCGAGAUCUUUUGCAGCUAAUUGUCAAUGGAAAGAUGGUGAACAGGCCAAUUUUGGAGUUCUCAGACUUGGCUUUUUUCGGAUCUUGGGGACCCCUGGAUAGCGAAUUCGAGGUCGAUUUGAGCGAGGUUGGUACGUGUAACCCCUCUUGCACGGUCGAUUUCAUGGUCGAGAACUUGGGGCGAGCCAAUUAUGGCAAGCCUCACGAAUUGCAACAGAACAAGGGUUUGUGGGAGGGGCCGGUUCUGUUGAACAACCAGCCGUUGGAGGAUUGGGAGAUCAUGUCACUCGAGUUCAAUUCGGCCUGGGUGUCCAGUUUGAGCGGAUGGAAACCUUUAGGGGCUGAAGACUUGACCUUGGGGCCCAAAAUUUUCAAAGCCAACCUUCAAGUGGACGAUGAUAGUCCCCAAGACACCUAUUUCGACUUUGAUUGUCCAGACUGUCAAAGUUGGAAGCACGGAUCGUUUUUCGUGAACGGAUUCAAUGUUGGACGCUACUUUCAGGUUGGGCCCCAGAAGACUUUAUACAUCCCAGGUCCAUUCCUGGCGACGGGAUCUAACGAGAUCGUCAUCAUGGAGAAUUAUGGUGGUUCAAAUAAGAUGAAGUUCACGGAUGUUCCUAACUAUGGAAGUCCUUCAAGUCCCCAGAAAUAAAGUCCUCUGGGCUCGGGCUACGUGUUCGUGAUGUUUCGGGUGUACUCAUGAUAACUAUGGACUGCCAGGAAUAAUAAAAGAAAUGCUCUUGUCAGCCAGAUUCAGUGUCUGUUCUGGGUAUAAGUUAUUUUCCGUUAGCCGCCAAAUAUUUGGACACGCCCUCUUGAUCAGGCUUCAUGG